UCAAAAAAUGAAUUUUCCAAUAGUCAUCAUUCUAUGUCUUAUGGGGUUUAUCCAAGCACGAGGUCAGCAAUGCCAUCUAAAUCCCACCACCAUUCAUAACUUGCUUAAAAUGUAAUCAACAUUUUGACAAAACCUUGAUAAUUUUGCAGAGCUUCCAAUUUGGCAAAUUUUGAUGAACACUGGAUAAUGAAGGCGGAUGAAGACCUGUGAAUUUGUUUCAAUUCCACUGUCCCCAAGAUAAAAAUGGUUAUUUUCACCAAUGCAAACUGAUUAAGCUUAUUAACAUGUUAAAGCUGUAGUUAAAUUAAUCACGAUGAACGCUUGAUUGCAUUACCCAAUCAAUCAAACGGCAGAGAGGAUUAAUGAGGGUUUGUAAAGAAGCAGAAUGUUAUCUUGCACGGCUUCCGCUGCCGCAGUACACAGUGCAUUGUUAUCAAUUCCGCUAUCUUGUCAGCGCGCACAUGAGUGGAAGCUAUUAAAGUUCAAAACCUCCAAAAUUCGUUUUCGCCUCUGUGCUAUAGCUCCCACAAGCUCGGCGUCAGUUGAAGAAUUUCAAUCCACGCCAAAGCCAAAGGCGAAACCUACGCUGCCAACGCUUCCGCAGGAAGGUGAGGACAGCAAUGGCUCUAACUCUUUUCAUGUGUGUGAAAAAAUCAUUCGGCUCUGCAGAGCAGAGGAAUAUCAGGAGGCGCUGGACAUCUUCAGAAUAGUGCAACGUCAUGGUGUUGAAGUGGAUGCAUAUACGUAUGCUUAUUUGUUGAAGGGAUGUACUGUAAUGAAGAAUAUAGAAGAGGGGCGACGGGUGCAUACUCACCUGCAGCAGUCUGGGGUACUGCCGGAUCAUUUUUUGGCUACAAAGCUUGUCAUAAUGUAUGUCAAAUUUGGUAUGCUGUUGGAAGCGCACCAAAUGUUUGACAAAAUGCCUCAACCGGUGCUGGAGGCAUGGAACUCCUUGAUUGCUGGUCAUGCUCAGCAUGGACAGAGCUACCAGGCUUUGGAAUUGUUUGGCGAAAUGCUUCGCCAAGGCUUGGUUUUGGAUGAAUAUACUCUUACUUCAGUUGUGCGGGCUUGUGCAGGGCUAGCUGCCAUUGAUACAGGACAGCAGGUUCACGCUUGUAUUGUCAAGCGAGGGUUACAAAAGCACGUUUAUGUAGAGAGUGCAAUGGUUGAUAUGUAUGCGAAAUGUGGCCGUCUAGACGAUGCCCGACAUGUGUUUGACAAUAUGACUGAACGAAAUGUUGUCUCAUGGAAUGCCAUGAUUGCUGGUUAUGUUCAGCAUGGGUACGGGGAGGAGGCUUUGAGAUUAUUUUAUCAAAUGCAGGUAGAAGGAAUCAAGGUAGACCAUUUUACGUUAUCCACUACUAUAAGGGCUUGUAUUUGCACGGCAUCUUUACGACUGGCAAAGGAGAUUCAUGGUGGGGUUGUUAAGAGUGGAUGUGGCUUAGACGUUGUUCUGGGAAGCGCUAUUGUGGAUUUGUAUUCUAAAUGGGGAGCAUUAGAGGAUGCACGUCAAGUGUUUGACAAAAUGCCUAAGAAAAAUUUGAUUUCAUGGAACGCUAUGAUUGCAGGAUAUGCUAACCGUGGCCACGGGAGAGAAGCAAUCAAGCUUUUUGAAAGAAUGCGUGAAGACUGUAUGAGGCCAAAUCAUGUCACCUUCUUGGCUGUUCUUUUUGCUUGUAGUAAUGCGGGUUUGGUGGAUGAAGGCUGGUAUUAUUUUAGUUCUAUGGAACAGGAAUAUGGCAAAUCCCCAAGAGCAAUGCAUUAUGCUCGCAUGGUUGAUCUUCUUGGACGCACAGGGCAAUUGAAUGAGGCAUAUAAACUCAUUGUUGAAGCACCAUUAACACCUAGUGUAAAUAUGUGGGGAGCCUUGCUGUCUGCAUGUAGAAUGCAUGGAAAUACAGAGUUGGGGACUUUUGCAGCAGAAUGUCUUGUUGAAUUAGAACCAGCACAAAUUGGAAAUUAUGUUGUGCUGUUCAACAUUUAUGCUGGAGCUGGCAGGGCCAAGGAUGCAGAGAAAGUGAAACAGAUAAUGGAAGCCAAUGCAAUUGAAGAGGAGCCAGUGUGCAGCUGGAUCGAGAUCAACAGGAGGGUGCACAUCUUCUCUGUAGGAGACAGAUCUCAUCUUCAAACAGAAGACAUAUAUAUGAAGUUGGAGGAAUUGACCUGUCAGAUGAAGAAAGAAGGCUAUGUGUCUAACACAAACCCGGUAUUCCCUGAUGUGCCAGAACAGGCACAAGGCAAUGUCUCCUAUCACAGUGAGAAGCUGGCCACAGCAUUUGGACUUAUAAGCACACGUCCUACAACAUCUUUCCAAAUUGUUCAAAAGCAUCGUAUCUGUGCUGACUGUCAUUCUGCAAUAAAACUUAUAUCCAAUAUUGUUGGUCGGGAAAUUGUUGUAAGAGAUGCUAGAUGCUUUCAUUAUUUCAGUCAUGGGAUAUGUUCUUGUGGGGAUUACUGGUAAUUCUCUCUAGAUUGUCCUUUGCCUUAGCAGGUGCCAAGCGCAUGGUAUUUAUGUGAUGCAACCUAGCAUGUGUUCCUGUUGGCAAAGCAUCUUGUAGGUAUCAUGCACGGUCAUGACUUGAUUUUUGUUUUAACUGUACAUUUCAAUUGGUUUCAUGGAUCCAGUUUUAUGGUCAGGACUAAAAAUACCAUAACAUCAUCAAAAAUAACAAAAGAAAAUGAAUGAGAGAACUCUCCUCAGUUUCUGCAGUCAUAACUUGAUCUGGUCCAUUUUUGUAUUCUGUUGAUUCGGCAUUUGGAUUUAGGCAGUGAAUCAAAACUCUUUCAUGUGUUGAA
Messenger RNA from Cryptomeria japonica (Japanese cedar), 2796 nucleotides. RefSeq names its product pentatricopeptide repeat-containing protein At3g24000, mitochondrial. Gene Ontology annotation, molecular function: zinc ion binding; RNA binding; protein binding. The transcript has a single exon. NCBI's taxonomy places the organism in Eukaryota, Viridiplantae, Streptophyta, Pinopsida, Cupressales, Cupressaceae. The coding region runs from base 386 to 2461 and encodes 691 amino acids. The record is from RefSeq and is a predicted model, not a curated record. Gene Ontology annotation, biological process: RNA modification.